CGGUGUGGGUCAGGUCAUGCACCCACCAGGCCAUGGAGCAAUCUGGAGGAAGAGAUGGGGUGGGGGAUCUGGUUGCUGCCUGGAUUAGUGGGAAGCCAAGAAAUCUUUACGUUAUCAUCGCUGUGUAUUAUGGAUUCAAGAGCUGAUGGGAUAAUCAGUCAUGCCGUUGUUCAAAUGGAUAAUGUCAUGGACCAUUUGUGAUUGCACCAGCAAAAACAAAGACAUCAGUCGUCUAAUCUGAUAUCCUGGGAUUGAAUGGUCACCUUCUUCCUGGCAGCCACAUUCUGCUGCUGAUAUCCUAUGGAUUUGGGUUUUUUGUUUGGAAACAAAAUCUUCUGUCCGAUCAAGCUGAAUACGGGAAAAGUAGGUGAAUUUUCCACCCAUUCCUGGCCAGAAUUUAAUUAGUCGUACAAAAUGAGGAGGAUACUAAGUUUUGCAAAGAAAAAGAAAAGACUUUCACCGAAUACUUCAGACAAUGCAGGUGAAAUGCUCGUAGGUUAUGAAUUGAAAGGGAAAGAUUUGGGAAAGCUGCACAAAGCUGCUUCUGUUGGGGAUUUGACCAAACUCCGGCAGCUCAUUAAGAAAAAUAAUAUCAAUGAACUGGAUAAACAAAACAGAGCACCAUUACACCUUGCAUGUGCACGUGGACAUGCAGAUGUGGUUACUUUGCUUGUCGAAAAUAAAUCAAAACUGAAUAUUUGUGACAAUGAAAACCGCUCUCCUUUGAUGAAGGCAGUACAGUGUGAACAGGAGGAUUGUGCAGUUAUCUUACUAGGCCAUGAUGCUGAUCCCAACCUGGUGGACAUUAAUGGACAAACUGCCCUGCAUCUUGCUGCCAUGAUCCCUAAUAUCUCUUUGGUAAUGCACUUGCUGGAGCAUGGGGCAAACAUAAAUGCUCAAGAUAAGGAUGGCUGUACUCCAUUGCUGUUAGCAAUUACUGCUAAACAUCAAGAAAUGGCAGAAUAUAUUCUUAAAAAGGGUGCGGAUGUGAAUGCCAGGGACAGAACUGGGAGAACUGCCCUGAUGAUCGCUGCGAGCAAUGGACAAAUUAACUUGGUUAAGUUACUUCUACAUUAUGGUAUAGAUGCAUCAUUAAAAGAAGAUAAAGGAUGGACAGCUGAAGAUCAUGCUCUUAUGAAUGGCCACCAUGCUUGUUCUCAUCUAAUCAUUGAGCAUAAUACAAAAAAGAGACUUCAAUCACCACAUUAUGGACCGAGAAAGAUAAAGGGGGUGCCCAAUACUCCGGAUCAUGCUGCUAAAGUAAACAUUGGAUUUGGAGGACCAGCCAUAGAUAAAGAAAAAUAUCAGGAGUCUCCUGAACUGGAGUCAAGAGCAAGUGAUUCUGACAAAGUGAUAGAUGAUGUUUCUCAGAUAGAGUCAUUUAGUGGGGAGUCAAAGAGUUCUGGUGACUCCUGGUUUUCUUCAACUGAAGAAGAUGGAUUAGAGUGUAGCUCCAAGACAACACAGAAGCUUAAUUUGACCAAGUUGAUAAAUUCUUCACAGCAAAACAAGGAAAAUAUGAAUGAAAAGACGGUUGAUGACAAAGCACAGCGCACGAGUAUUUUGCAACCAGCUGAUUCAGAUACAAUUAUGGUAGAAGAUUUAGAAAAUGAUUGUCAAGAUGAAGAAGAAAUAAACAAGAAUGGCUGGCCAACUUCACCACUUCAGGCCAGGACUUCGUUACGUGAUUCUCCAAAAACUGUUAGUCGUUCAUUGAGUUUUCCUUUUCAAAAACAGGUCAACUCUAUCCCAUUAAAAGGCAAGAAGGAGGGCAUGUCCGGGGAUGAACAGGAGGCCCAGUCUUUAAAAAUGCGUUCCAGCAUUUCAAGAAUUGAAGCAAUAGAUCCUGUUUUUAGUGAACCUUCUCCAGAUACGAUUCUCGUGCAAAAGACUUCGCCAAGAAAAAACAGAAGAGACCUACUUUUGGAACUGGGAUUGGAUGAGGCAGAAGCUGAAGAAAAUACAGAAUCUCCUAAGGAUUCAGAGUCUGUCACGGAUAUCUCAUGGAAGAAAUCAAUUGGUUCAUUGGUUUCGGCUGGUGUCCUGAGCCAUAUGAACAUUAGGAAGAACCAAGAUGAAGAUGACUCAAACUGGGACUCUGAAAGUGCUUCCGAUAAAAACGUAUCACCAACUAAGUUGCCUUGUGAUAAGCAAAUGAGGAAAGUUGGCAAAAUGGCUCUCCAAACACCAAAUGAAGAAUUGUCCAAUAUUGACACCCCAAUAAACAAACCAAAAACACCAUCUGAAGAGAUUGUUUGUGACUUGAGACCACCAGAGUCUGAAGGCUCAGCUGACUCAUUGAAACCUAAGUUGUCUUCAUAUUUGUCAACACAAAAUCAACUUCCUGCUGAGCUUCAGCAUAGAAGUGACAUAAAUGCCAAAACGAAAAAUGGAAAUGUUUGUGAAUGGCAGAUGUCUCCAAUUGAGGAUAAUAAAAAGGAAAAUAAUUCUGAAUGGAAAAAUGAGGAUAAACGUAUUUUCAGAACAACGAGUAUCGGUGGCAAAUUGUAUACUGAAUGCCUCCAAUCUGAAAAUGAAACUUAUAAAGGAACGUUGCUUAUACACCAGAAAGCAGAAGAAAUGGUCCUGAAUGAGAAACCUAAAUUGAUCAAUAGUGGUGGCACUGCCAAAGUGAUGCGGGUCGAAGAAAAUAAUAGAAUGGCCAUAGAUGAAUAUGUCAAAGUCCAGGCAGAAGAAGACAAAAGGACAUCGCAUCAGGAAAUUCUGACAGCUGGGCUGAAAGAAAGCCCUGAAGAAAUUCACUACAACAAAAAUGGUGCAGGCACAACGGAAACUUCAGAAGAUUGGUCCGGAAAUGACUCUUGCAGUGAAUAUAAUGAAGAUAUUGUAAUUCCGCCUUCAGAGAAUAAAGAAGUUACUGUUCUAGAGGAAGAAUUGGAAGAAGAAAAUAUAAAUAACGAACAUGGCCGCGGAGGACUUAAUCUGAUUAAAGGGCAGCAAGAAUCACAAGGUUUUUUUACGGAGCCAAAGAACGAGCAGCAAACAUUCAAAAUAUACGAGUCUAACCCAACAGAAAAUCAUGGUGAAAACAGCAUGGAGCAUAUUUGUGCACUUAAGGAAGUUAGUGCAAAAAAGGAGUUAAAUUUGGAAACAGUUGAAGAAGAUCAUAAUAAAUUAAAGGAAUUAUCCACCAUGAAAGGAGAAGGAAAUAAUGGUGCUGGUUACUUUUCGGAUUUAGAUUCUGAUGAAUAUAGUGACUCUCAUAAAAUGGAUUGUGUGGCUGCAAGCAAAGCAUGUUCUGUCAAAAAAGCUGCUUGUUUAAGUAAAGCUUUGAUGCCGCCUACAGAAUUAGUCGAGUUUCCAUCCUCAAGAAAUGAAGAUUUUAUGCCCAAGUGUUUUCCUCAUCUUAAUGUAAGACACUUUGAAUCACCAGAUAUGAAACACUAUCCGAGAACUCUCCCAUUGACCUCUAUGGUAGCUGCCAAACCUUACUUGGAUGAAGAAUUAGAGGACGAUAUGCAACACUUUACGAAUGAGGUAGGAAUGCUCAAAGUGGUAUUCCUGGCUUUGGAAAAAAAGAAAUUACAGCUGCAGAAAGAGAUUAAUGUAGUAAAAGUAAACCAUAUUCAUCAACAUAAAUCGGGGAAUGGAGAUAGUUCCAAACAGUUACCGUCUAAUUUAAUGACAAGUGUGCAUAUAGAGACACCAACUGAAACCUUCCUCAGCAAAGACAAAAAAAGGCCUCUUUUUAAAGGGAUUAAUUUGGGCUCAAAUGAGGAGAAUUCUGAAAGUCAUCAACGUAAUCAGCCAAAGCAAGCUGAUCAAGAGUUGAAAAGCAUUGAAUUGAAAAACAUUGAGAGACUGGUUAGACUGCAACAGAUGUCUGCAAUGAAUGCCUUAUCUGCCUUUGAUGACAGUACUGCAAGUGAGAUGUCCCAAGAUGAAGAGAGAGCUGUCAAUGUAUGUCCAAGUAAAACGCUCAUGAAACCAGUAAAUAUUUCUGAUGACCUGAAUGACCUCACGGAGUCUUCUGGUACAGCUACAGGCGGCUCAGAAUAUUCUGAUCCUGGGCACAGGAAUACCGCACAGUUAAUUGCACAACUAGAUUCAGAGACAGUCGACUCAGUAAGUUUACUAAAAAUCCAAAAUAAGGUUCAGGAAGAUGAAAGAGCCGUUGAACGAGAAAAGAAGCGUUAUAGCUUGCUCUCAGAGAAAGUGAAAUAUCUAGAGAAUGAGCGGAAAGAGCUCCACCAAACAUUGAAGGGGACCAGAGAAAUUAAAUCCAAACUCGAGUGCCAAAUAGUGGAGAAGGAUAUUGACCUUAAUCGCCUCAAGUUCAGUACAAAGCAAGAGCAAAAGAAACGUAAAACUGCAGAAAUGUUGUGUACAAAGAGCCGUGAUCAACUUGAGAAAAAGGAAUUCCAGUAUUGUGAAGAAAUGAAGGCAAAGCACGAAUUAGAACUGACGAUAAGAAACCUGGAGAUGGAAAGGGAAACAUUGAUCACCAAUCUGCAACAGCUGAGUGAACAACAAAAAGAGUUGCAGAGCCAAUUCAACAAGGAGCAAGUGCAAGAAGAAAUCCUGAACAACAGCCUGCAGAGAAGGCAAGAAAUAGAAGUGGAAGAUAGUAUGGCUGUAAAAAAGAUAGAGCCACUUGCACAAUGUGAUAAUACUUAUCACGAAAAAGCUGGAAUGCAACAAAAUUGUGCACUACAGGAAGAAGUUACUAAGCUCAAAUUUGACUUGCAUUGUGUGCGUGAACAGAAUCAAGAAGUACAGGAAAAGUAUCUGGAGCAGAUUGAGACGUUAAAGGUAAAGCUGGACGAUGCAAAAAAAGACUUAAAAUGUAAUGAAGAUACUCUAACUCAAAAUGCUUUGCAAUAUAAUGGUCAACUGAAUUCCAUUAAAACUGAAGUUUCAAUGUUAACUUCCAAACUUGAACUUGAGAAACAAAAUAAAGAUUAUCUGGAGAAUGAGAAGGAAGCUAUACAUUCACGUUUAAAGGAAACAAUUCAAGAAUUAGAAUGUAUUCAGGAAGCUAAGUCUGAACUCGAACGAAUUCUGCAAAGGGAACAUGAUGAACAUGUCCAUUCAGAUGAGAAAAUGAACAAUGAAAUUUCCAAUCUUCAUGAAAGCAAUAGCACAAUGUCACAGAGAUUAAGUAAAGAGGAGGAAAAGGCCAAUGAUCUGGACAAAAAACUUCAUUGUGCAACACUUUCUUUUGCUGAGAAAAGCCUUUUGUUACAAAGUGUUCAGAAAGACUUGAAGCAAUCUCAGAUUCAUUUAACUGAACAAGAACAGAUGAAUAAAGUGCAAAAAGAACAGAUAAGCAAAUAUGAGAUUUGUAAGAUAUCUUUGCAGGAGAGAUUGGCCCAAGCCCAUAGCGAUAUUACACUGUUACGUCAACAGCUUGAAGAUGCACAAAAUAAAGGUAUCAUGAAGGAAAAGGCAGCAGCUGAUGUUCAGGACAGAUUCAAUGACAUGUUUACCACACUUCGAGGCGAUAGUGAGCAACGAAUAAGUUUGAUGGAAAAAAGAAAUGAGGAGCUGAUGAGAAAGAACAUUGAACAAAGAGAACAAAUGUGCAAGUUUGAAAAUGAAAAAAUUGGAAGAGAGGCUACAUUGAGGCAGCUUCAACAGGAGCUUGCUGAUUCACUGAAAAAACUUUCAAUGUCAGAGGCCUCUUUGGAGGUGAUCACACGCUCCCGCAAUGAAAUGGAGGAUGAAAAAUUACAUUUACAGAAGCAGUUGGAGAAAUUGAAAGUUAAGUUACAGGAGACUCAAGACAAAAACAUGCAGUUAGAGAGGAAUAUCCACCAAUUGGAGAAUGCUCUGGAUGAUAAAGAACGUAAUCUGAUUGCAAAUUCUUGGAAAAUUCAAGAAGCUGUUUUGGCCUCUUCUCAAAGGACGGAGGCUACAAAGCAACUCGAAGAACAUAUUCAACGAUUAGAGAUAGAGAAUGCAAAAUUAGAUGCCUUUGCAAAACAGCAGACAAAUAAAUUUGAGUUGAUGGAGAAGGAACUUCAAGAGACCGAGUCAGUACGUGCUCGUCUAGAAGACUUAAUAACAAGUUUGCAAGCAGUAAAGAUUAACUUGGAGGAUCAACUCAAUCAAGAGCUACAAAAGCAAAUGAUAUUGUCACAAAAUGCUAAAGAUUCACAUCAACUAUGGGAAGAAGAACUGAAAUCUCGAUCUAAGCUUGGACUUCGACUUUUUCAGUUGGAUAAAGAAAAGAAUGACCUAUCAGACCAGGUUGACAGUGAAAAGAAAAAAGUUAAGAAACUUGCAGAGGUUAAGCAGGCAGUUGAAACUAGACUGGCUCAUGAAAUGACAAGAAACAAUGAACUCCAAAAGGAAUUAUCCCGAAUGAGAACACUGUUGAAGACUAUCAAAAAGAAGUUGAAAGACAAUGAAACUGGACAGUUUGUUGCCCAGUUCAACAGUAUUCAAGAAUUGGAUCAAGGGGGUUCUGAAACAGUGGCCACUAUUACUGAACAGAAGAGCAAGAUUCAUGAAUUAUCCAACCAAUUGGAAGUAGAAUCUGUAAAGUGCAAGCGAUUGGAAUCAACCAAUCAAGAACUUUCUGAACAGGUCAUAGCAAUGCGAGUUCUACAAAAAAAUCAUGACCAAUUGGAGAAAAGGAAACAGCAACUAGAGGAGGAAGUAUUGUCUUUGAAAAAUCAGAUUGAAACAAGAAGGAAAGACUACAGUCGCUUGGAAAACUACAAGAGGAAAACAGAGGAACAAGCUCGUAACGAAAUCAAGCAGAAACUGGAAGAAGUAAAUGCAUUCUUUCAGACUCAUCACGCUUCCAAAGAAACUUUGGAUCAUUUGAAAGCAUCAAAUGAACUUGAAUCUCGAAAUGAAUUGGAGCAGAAAAACAAAGACCUACAAAUUGAACUAAAUAAGUUUAGAGAUUCACAUCUAGAAGGCCUGAAUCUGAAAGAAUCUACACAGAUGGAAAUUGAAAGAUAUAAGGAAUUGUAUUCGGAAGAAUUAAAACGACGAAAAUCCAUUGCAGCUAACCUUGAUAGAUCAAAUGAGAGGUUAGCAGAAACCAAUGCCAAAUUGCUUAAAGAGCGCAUUCGUUCAAAAUCCUUCAUUGCUGAUAGCAUUCACAAUAAAGGUUUAACCACAACCCACACUCUGAAUGAGAGUCACCUGGAAAGUAUAUUGGGUAAUUGCAGAGACCUGGGACCAACCAACAGAAUUCUCGGAAGCAACUUGAAUCCAGCAGAGGGUGGAAUUCCCCCCAGCAAAAAGGUAGAGUCGUACCUCAUUAAGAUGCAGGAUGAAUUGCAAAAAAGUAUUACCAAAGAACUUGCUCAAGCCAAUGCCGAUUUGGACAGUGCAUGUUCUCGUAUCUCACCUCUGGGAUCUGCUGCUUGCUCAUUGGCAAGCCCUAACCAAGUUCAGGAUCCUGUAGCUACAGCCACGGAACAAUACCUGGAGGUUCUGAAGAAAAAUUACAUGAUUUGAAUUGUAUUGUACAUUAAAAAUAAUAUGGACUUUCUCCACAGAACAGUUGUAUUUAUCACAUUUUUACACAUCAGAAUAAUGUGUAUUCAAAUAAAAUUUGUUGUUACAAUCCAUGUUAAUUGAUCGCAAAACUUGGAAGUUUAUAUUUCUGCAAUUAUUUUUGCUCAGGAGUAUUUAUGUAAAGUUACUAUACAGGAUCUAUUUUUAUAAAUGGCUUAGACAAUGCUGACAGCCCAGUUCAAACAAUUUCAAUAAUGUCUCCUACUUAGGUACAGAGAAUUUUUUUUUGCACACAAUUCAGUAAAAUCUUACUUGAAAUAAACACCUAUAACUAUUAUUUAAUUAUCUGAAUAAGGAUGAAAAGUAACCAGGUCGGAACAUUUAGUCAAACUGCAUUGUAUUCAUAUUGUUCUGCAAUUACUGUAAAUAAUACUAUAUAAAAAUUGUAUGUGGUGUGAUGUCCAUUCGUUUGUUACACAGUAUUGUACGCUGGUUCUCUUGUGAAAGAUUGCCAAGACUACUUGUUUUGGUACAUGUAGUGCAAAAACAUUGCAUUCCACAAGUUUCACUAAUAAAUAUUGAUGUAUA
Molecule: messenger RNA, 8028 nt
Organism: Amblyraja radiata (thorny skate)
Lineage: Eukaryota; Metazoa; Chordata; Chondrichthyes; Rajiformes; Rajidae
Product: alanine and arginine rich domain containing protein
Exons: 38
Coding region: 415-7440 (2341 amino acids)
Molecular function (GO): protein binding
Source: RefSeq, a predicted model, not a curated record